Molecule: messenger RNA, 5210 nt
Organism: Patella vulgata (common limpet)
Lineage: Eukaryota; Metazoa; Mollusca; Gastropoda; Patellidae
Product: putative ankyrin repeat protein RF_0381
Exons: 3
Coding region: 350-1303 (317 amino acids)
Biological process (GO): intracellular signal transduction
Molecular function (GO): protein binding
Source: RefSeq, a predicted model, not a curated record
GAUAUCUUUUCUGAGGAGGUGUGGUAAAUGAUGUUGUUGUUAAAAUUGUUUUACAUUAUGUACCUCGAAAUCGUACAUCAUUUCAUGUUUAGUUUGUUCUAAUAUUUAAUUCAUUAUGUAUGCAUACUAAAUGGACUGUUUACUUCACUGUUUGGUGAGAUCAUCUUCACUAUGAAGUCUAACUCACAAGUUGAUUUAUACUGAGGGAGUUAUUUUAAUGCAUAGACCAGUGAUAAUAUCAAUAUUAUAGAAGUAAUACAUGUAUAAUGAAGAAGUUGCCUGAUAAUUUUCCUGUAUUUCAAGAAUCAUUGUGAUAUGUUAUUAAAUUGAUGAUAGAAAGUUAACUACUAUGUCUCAAGUGAGCACAUUCCUACCAAAAAUAUUCCCACACAGAGAAAUGCCGUGCAAGCCAGCAAGCAGUGUUCUCACAACCUUUGAAACAUCUAAUAGAUAUGUUCAGUCAAACCUUGCUUAUGAUGUGUUCAGGGCAGUGGAGAAUGGGUCAUUGACAUUGGUACGCAAUGUUUUGUUAUCUCGUCCAGAUCUGGAUUUAAAUUUUCACAUCAAGGAUGUGACUCCACUCUCUCUGGCCUUGUAUAAACGACACUUUGACAUUUUUAACAUGUUGAUUCGACAUCAAGAAAAAACACGGCGAGUUGACCUGGAUGUAAGCAGUAAAGACACGCUAGGGAGAGUUGAGCCUCCAAUUAUAACAGCAUGUAGAAUGCAUUUUUUAGAAGGAGUUUUUACAUUGGUUGGUGCUGGAGCAGACAUUAAUUCAGUAGAUAAUUUGGGACACACAGCCUUGUGGGUAGCAGCUAGACGACAAAUGCCAGAUCUUGUGGAUUAUUUGAUUAUGAAUGGUGCUAGUGUCAACAAAGUGAAUAAAUUUCAAUACACCCCUUUAUUGGCAUCAUUAAUGUACCAUGUUAGUUCAAUUAUUGUAAAAAUGUUGAUUGUUAAUGGAAGUAAUCUUGGUCCACAUUCCCCUAUCGAACAUUGUGCUUUGUUCUGGGCAGCUAAACGUGGUAAUAUAGAAAUUGUUCGACUAGUUAUAGCUGCUGGUGUACCCCUGUCACAGAUAAGAGCAGUUAAAAUGGCACUUAUGAACAGUGAUAUAGAUCCAGAAAUAACAACUCUAUUAGACAUAGAUUCAAGAACCCCGCCUACUUUACAACAUCAGUGUAAACGAAUAAUAAGAACUUACAUUGCUAAUAAAAGUAUGGGGAUUUACUUCACAAAGCAUAUUGAUGGUCUGCCACUUCCGUCGAGUCUCAAAAACUACCUUGCUCUUGUUAGGUGACCUGUAUGGUGUCAUGACCUGACACUAUGUGUAUUAUGGUAGCUACAGAAUGUACAUUAUAUAAAUAUGGUUAUUAUCAUUUAUUACAUCAAUUUUGGAAGUGAUUAAAGAAUGUGUCCACGAUUUGUUUCUAACACUAAACCAGAUGUUCACUAUACAUGUAUGUGCAAUACAGCUAACUAGUUAAUCUAUAUGGUGGAUAGAUUCUUAAGUCCGGUCCAAUUCAGACCUUGGUCUGCAAGAAAAUAUUUCAAAAAUGAAAUAUGUUUUUAAGUUUAUAUUCUAAGAUCUGAUUUUAUGAGCGUGUGAAUGCGUUAGAUUUCCGCAGUGUCCAUAAAUUUAAUGAUUUCUAAAGAGUGUAAUAUGUGUAUGAAAAUGGACAUUGUGAAAGAAAUUCAAAGAAAAUUGACAUGGCUUCAUAUUAUUAUUAGAACAGAACUGAAUAAAUUUUAAUAAAGACUCAAGGCAUCUUACAUAUUCAUGUUUUGUAUUUAUUUGUUUUUCCAGAAAACAUGAUGGCAUAGUGAAUCAGAUAAAUUAUGAAAGUUUUUUCUGCAUGAUUGAUUAGAUGUGCACAUUGAAAUAAUAAUUGCAGGCAUCAAAGCUUCUUUCCUUCUAAAUUUUCAAAGCACUGUUAAACUUUUAGAAUGUUUAAAUCAUGUCAUAAACCAUUUGAAAGUCAUUGCAUGACACUGAAUAACCCCUAAUGUAAUUAAAGGGGAAGAUCAACAAUUUUCAACCAGGUUUCCAUGAAUCUUAAAUAUAUAUUCAUACAUAAUCCCCUCUGUAACACAAGCAAAAAUGUUUUUGUAAGCGAGAAAUUAGUUUUUAUUAAAACCUGAAGUGGUGUAGUUUGUUCUAUACACUCACUGGUCCCUAUAGUAAACAUAAAAAUUAAUUCUCGCUUACAAAAACUUUUUUACUUGUGUUACAGAGGGGAUUAUUUAUCAAUAUACAUUUAAGGUUUAUGGAAACCUUGUUGAAAGUCGUUGGUCUUCCCCAUUAAUUAUAUUGUAGUAGUCAUUCCUAUGAGCUUGAUCUUUCCCAUUAAUUAUAUUGUAGUAGUCAUUCCUGUGAGCUUAUCUGUGAAGCUUACACUACACUAAUAAACAUAUGUACUAUUAUUUAUGAAUAUUGAAACGUACAAUUUUUUUUAACAGAGAUAUAUCAAUCUGAAUUUGAUAAUAAAUAUUCUAUGAUAAUUUUCUUAAUGCCUGAGAAUAACCAAUUUGAUUAAAACACAGAUCCUAUUUCGUUUCGUUUUUUUAUAGUUCAAAACUUUGUUUUACUUGUCUUUACUACACUAGGAUCUGGAAGAGUUGUUAUAUAACAUUACCCGUGUUCUGGAUGAUGUGAGAGAUUAGUCAAUGAAACGGUCUGUUACAGAGAGUUUUUUGCGCGAGGUGCACAGAACUUUGGGUAAACCACUAGAAACGUCAACGCUGAUGUCAUAGUCAUAAGGUCGAAAGCUGCUUGUAUGACACCUGAAGCGACCUUCCACUAGAACUGGUGAGAUCUUCAUGUAGUGUAGGCCAUCGGAAGUAUAAAAAAACAAAACAAAAUAUAGAUCUGUAUAUUAAUCAGAUUUAGGAAUAACUGAAUUAUCAUCUUAUUGAGAUUUCUCUUAGAUUUGGAUAGUACCGUACCAGACCUAUUUCUAAAAUUAUCUUCUUAUUCUAAUUGAUGCAUCAUUUUAAGCAAUAGGAAUCCCUUGCAAACUACAAUGAAAUCAAGUCAGCUCCAGAGAAACUUUUGAUAAAUAUAUAUAAUCUGUUCUCACAAGAAUGAAGAAACAAGACUUUUAUUAUUAGUAACAGAAAAAGUGUAGGAAAAAAAUAAUAGGACCAUAAAUCGAAAUUUUAAUUUUAGAAAAAAUUCUGUUAUUGACCAAAUGUGAUUCUACUUAUGUAAAAUCGGGGCACAGAUCAUAGAGUUAGUGUUUUAUAAUUUUAUUAUAAUUUUUAUGAGAGAACAUAUAUCUGAGAAAUAUUUGUGUGACAGAUAUAUGGUGCUGGUACAGUACAGACUAUGUAUAAUGAUGAUGUCCUACAGCUUUUUCUUGUGUUAGAUGAGAUCAGAUCCUAUCAUAAAAAAUGGAAACAUAAUAUAUUUAUUUAAAUAAAAUGUAAAGUGUGUGAAGGGUGUGUGCAUAAUUCUUAUUUAGUAUCAGAACAUUGCUUUAAAAAUUUUACUUAAUCGCUUUAAAUUUACAAGUGCUUUGAAAAGAAUUGUAUACAUCUUUUCAGUUAAUGUUCAAAUUGGGGGUGGGGACAGUUUGUCGUAGACACAAUCACAGAGCAUGUCCACAUUUAUCUGUGGGACAUUAUCAGUCACACAUUUAAGACUGUAUUGUAUAAGAUGGUGAUAUAUAUUUUUAUUAUAUGAACAUUAUUAUUUUAUAUUGUGUAUUAAUGUCAGAUACAUAGGCUUAUAUGUCAAUGAUUUGUAUUUCCAUUCCACAUAAAUAAGUGGAAGGGUUCACAUUUUUGUGUUUGUUUUGUGUAAUUUUUUGUUAAGAUUACUUGUUAUUGUUUUACUAAUGAAAAAGUUUACUAUUGUUAAUACUGUUACAGACUAAUUUAAGUUAAUGAAAUUGAUUUUCUUUAUAUGUAUAGUUGUCACUUAAGGGUACUAAACAGAUCUGCUUUUAAAAUAGCAUGAUAUAACUUUACUCACAUUCAGGUUUUCAGUACAAAAGACAAUAUAACAACUCACUUUGUGAUAAACUUAAUGGUAUAUUCUCGAGACUAGAUUUAAAGUUUUCUCACUAACCCUUGUCAUUACUUCUAUUUGGUUUUUUUUUUAACCCAAUUAAUGUAGCAACAUUAAUCCUGAUAUCACAAAGUUACAUUUUAUUUGGUUUACUUUAAUGUCCAUUUAACACACCUUUAAUGUCGGUGUUUUUAUGGUUGGCUUUAAAUGGCUAGUAUAGGCUCGUCAGCUAAUCAAAUAUUGGCUCAUGAAUGGAAUGGUAUAAUUGUGAUGAUACAAUUUACCCAUGUAACGGAGAGAUGAUCUAAUGGUGACAUUAAGGAGACUUGAGAAACCUGUUUGAUGUCCAAUUGAUGACCUAAUAGAAACAUAUAGGAUGCCUGCGAAACAUGAUCGAUAUCCAACAACAGUUUGACAUUUUAUACACAAUUAAAGCUCCAGCAUAUCAGAAUAAAGAUUAAAUAUCGAAUUUAAAACCAAACAUAAUCAAACGAAAAAGGUAGGAAUAUUUUCAAAUUGGAUUGAUAGCUUAAUAACUCAUCAAGAGACAUUGCAGACUUCCACAUGCUAAGUUGGACAGUACCAGAAAUUAAAAACCCGAGAUCUAUAUUGAAAUUAAUGCGACUGUUGGACUUUAAAAGUUUUGCUUUAUGAUAUAAUUUAAAAAAAAAAAAAUCUUUUGGCAAUAACCAUAACGUGUUAAUUUCUGUUGCUACAGCACUAACAUUUAUAUUAUUAAACACUAUUUAUCUGAUAAUUAAUCGAAAAUGCAACUAAACUUAAUUAAGUACUAUACAUCUUUCUUUAGUUUAAUUUGCCAGUUAAUCUUUUAUUUCUUGUGGUAUGAUUAUUUUAAAAUAUUUCAUAUUAUUGUCUCCUGUUAUGGUUAUUUUUCAUCAUUUCAUUGGUGUUAAGUGUGAUGACAGACUGUUGUUGAAUUGAUUCUCUAUAAGAUUGCCUUUAGAAUUGUGAACUUGUAUGUAUUAUGUAAACUAACUGUGAAGGCUAUGUUUUGUUUUGUUUUUUCAACAAAGUAUACAUGGUAUUUUGAUCUUGCUUAAAUGUAUUUAUGCAUUCCGACAUGGAGAAAGAUAUGGUACAGUAUGUAUGUAUGUAUUUGUAUGAUAUAAUAUACUAUCUCUCAUGGGUGCUUUUGUGCAGUAAUUAUUAAAAUCAAUAAAACUUUCAAAUAAUA